Messenger RNA from Leptosia nina, 591 nucleotides. The record is from the annotation of a GenBank genome assembly. Lineage: Eukaryota; Metazoa; Arthropoda; Insecta; Lepidoptera; Pieridae.
AUGAAGAUAUCAGCUGACGGUAAAAAUAUUCCUAAGAAGAAAGUAAUUGAAGCUAGAAUUACUCUAAUCGGAACCGAUAACUCAGUUACGAUAACGGAUUUGAAAAGUGCACAAAAUCUAUCAGCGAGGAGAGAGCUUAAAUUGGUAAAAAUACAAGAUGAAGAUUCGAAAACACGGCGCCCCGUCUACAAGUUCAUGACUAAUGCUGAAUACCAUGAAGAAGAAUUAUCCCGGAGAAAAGAGAAACUAGAAGCAAAACAGAAUAACCUUAUAAAGGGGCAAAAAUUGCUAACUCUUUCAUCAAAAAUUGCAGAACAUGACUUAAUGACAAGAAUAAAAAAUAUUGGAAAAUUACUUGACAAACAGUAUGAAGUGAGAGUUAUUAUAUCUGGAGAUGAGAGAGAAGAUAAUCCCAGUUUUGAAAGAAUUUAUUCAGUAAUGGAAAAAAAUCUUCAAUCAUGUGGUACAAUUGUCCAAAAAAGACAGAAAGGCAGUACUCUCCGAUUUAAUUUACUUCCAAUGCGAAAGAAUUCCUCGAGUAGUAAAAAUCCAAGUUCUAAUAAAAAUAGUAAUAGUGACGGUGCCAUAUGA